This is a messenger RNA of Carassius gibelio (silver crucian carp), 4747 nucleotides long. RefSeq names its product neuronal pentraxin-1-like. Bases 437 to 2350 code for a protein of 637 amino acids. NCBI's taxonomy places the organism in Eukaryota, Metazoa, Chordata, Actinopteri, Cypriniformes, Cyprinidae. The transcript has 6 exons. The record is from RefSeq and is a predicted model, not a curated record.
GUUUGGAAUAGACUAACUCGCCCCAACUCUGUGACUGACUGCAGGUGAGGGAUCUUUUUUUCUCUCCAGAAAACUCAAAGGCAACUUUCUGAUGGCGUUCAUUCAAAUUUACUUCAGAAGGGAUGUGCCUGACAGAAUCUGGAAAUUAAAGGAUUUCUGCUAACUGCCUGGAGAUUUCAUCAACCAUCAUCAACGGGUCCUGCUUCUGCUCUGUUUUUUUUAUUUUUUACAUGCAUUUUUGUACACUGGAAUAUCUGCAUUUGGCGGAUUUCUAACCGCUCACAGUGGAUAUAACAUUCUGCACUCAGAAAAAGUGGUAGACACAGUAUAAACAAUGCAUUUUCUGGACAUUUUUUGUAGAUUUCUAAAUCCAGUGAUUGUUCUCCCAUGACUCUUUCUUCAUGAUGAACAUCCCACUGCUGUAAAGAAGAAAUCGAUGAUGACGAAAAGCACAAAUUUUGUCAUUAUGACAUUGCCUUUCUCAGAACACGUGAACUGGGGAGGGGUUUUUCACUCACACGUUCUUCUUUUUCUCUUAUCUUUAUUACCUUCGGUUGCGGUUAGCAGCGUGCCAGGUUUGGAAUAUGAUUGGGGAACGCAACCCAAACUUGUUUGCAUCCCUAUCCCUGCAGAUGCAGACCCUAGUUGUUUCACUCCAGGUGGGGCUGCACAUGGGACUUCACACGGGCCAAACAGCAAUGGCCAUGGGAAUGGACAUCAUGGGCCAGUUAGCGGUCUGCCGAGUGGUCACAGCGGCAGCAGUAGUAGUAGCCGACACGCCAUUUCCGAUGAGGCCAAAGCCACCAUCCUUCACCUGAGGGAGAGCCUUGUGCGACAGAAGGAGACCAUCUUGGAUCAGCGAGAGACCAUUCGGGAACUGACGGCAAAACUGACUCUCUGUGAAAGCUUUGGGAGGGGACACCACGAAGAUCAUCACGGCCCUUCACAACACAACUCCCAGCAUUCCUCACACCACUAUGACGGCCACCAUGCUGACCCACACUUCCCUUUAAACGGGCAUCGCAGUGACCAUCACAGAGGCAAAUCUCCAUAUCUGGGCAAACACAGCUUCUCCCCAGAACAGACAGGAAAAACCCUGCAGGCCCUGAAGGAGAGGCUGGAAAACCUUCAGGCAAGAAAUUCUUCCAGUUCCUAUUCAAGUUCAUUGAGAGACCUCCUGCAGCGCAAGAUCAAUGCCCUGGAAGAACAGCUCCAUCAUCACUAUGACAGUCAUUAUGGUCAUCAUGACAGCCAUCACGGAUAUGGUCAUCAUGAGGAUAACCAUGACCAUGAUGACCACCAUAAUAACCACCACAAUAACCACCAUGAGGACCAUCAUGAUAACCAUGACAGCCACCAGGCAAACCAUCAUGAGGACCAUCACCCCAGUAACCAUCGUAACCACCAUUAUAGUUAUCGCUAUGACCGUCACACCGACCACCAUGAUGAUCACCACGAUGACCACCACGGAAAUCACCAAGACAAUCAUCAAAGUGGCCAUGAUGAUCAUCAUGACAGCCAACACAACAGCAACCACCAUGAUGAUCAUCAUGAUGAUGGCCAUCACAAUGGACACCAUGGAAAUGAUGAUCAUGUUCAUCAUCCACAAACCUCAUUCAAACCGCCUGGGUCUAGAGCACCUGUCCGUGGUGCCAUCAACAAACUAGAUGCAGUGCUGAGUAACCUACACCACAAAACUCCAGAACAAGGACCCAAUAAGAAGCCCAAGAAUCCUGACGCUUUUCAGAUUGGCUUCCCGAUGCGCUCCAACUACAUGUAUGGGAGAAUCAAGCGCACCCUUCUGAGCGAGAUCUUCGCCCUCACAGUCUGUCUUUGGCUGAAAGGGGGCUCAGGUCCUGGGAUCGGGACCCCGUUCUCCUACUCUGUCCCAGGUCAGGCCAACGAGCUUGUCCUGAUUGAAUGGGGCAACAAUCCUAUGGAGCUGCUGGUGAAUGACAAGGCAGUUACUCUUCCUCUAUCUCUGACGGACAGUAAAUGGCACCACCUUUGUAUAACGUGGUCCACACGUGACGGGAUGUGGGAGGCUUAUCUGGACGGUGUGAAAAGGGGCUCUGGAGAGAAUCUGUCCCCGUGGCAUCCCAUUAAACCAGGAGGAGUCUUCAUCCUCGGACAGGAGCAGGACACUCUGGGUGGCCGUUUCGAUGCCACACAGUCUUUUGUGGGCGAGAUGUCGGAUCUGCAGCUGUGGUCGCGUGUGCUCACCUCCACCGAGAUCUACAACCAAGCGUCCUGCUCCAGCCACCUCACCGGUGACGUCAUCACCUGGAGCGAGGCCAUGGUGGAGCUUCACGGAGGUGUCACAAAGUAUCCAUUCGACCCUUGCCAUUAGGGAUCUGACCAAACCGAGCCUGAUCCUCCACACCUCUGCUUAACGUGCAGCUGGAAAGGUGGAGAAUUCUGAAUCCAGAUGGAAAGGCUGAGGAGAAGGCCACGGACUGCAGCCGCUCCUUCAAGAUAAUAGGAUUCCAAACAGGUCUACAUAGGCCUCGGGCAUUUAACUAAGCACUUUAGUAGUUCACGUGUCUAAGAUUUACAUACUACAUAUCGAUAAGCACUUAGGAUGUCAACAGCCUGGUUGAACUCCAUUCUGUGUUUCUGAUUCCCUUCCAAACACUAAUGAAAGAACUUCAGUAUGCUCAACAUGCAAAACAAUCCAGACCAAGUGGUUUCUUUUUAUAUCUCUGUGAUGUAACAGAUUUGAAAUACAACUUGUUUUUUUUGUUUUUUUUGACCCAUUUGUGUUCACUCUGGGCAGCAUGGGGGCAGCAGUGAGUUUAAAAGGCCUACUUCAUUAUAACAUUUAUGCUGCUUUUUUUAAUCCAGAACCUCAGUAGUUUAUAACCUGAGGUGCUCUUUUAGUCCUGCAAAUCAAGAAUAAGUUAUGCUGGAGAAGAAAUAAGAUGUUUUUUUGUGUAUGUAAAUUUGUAUUGCUGAAGGCCGGAAAAUGUCCAUGCAUCAUGAUUGAGCAUAUAAAAUGUGUAUGAUUGCAGUUUUGUGUUGCAUUAGAAGACUUGAAGAACGAAAAAGAUGGAGUUCUUCAUAUGUAUAAAGUACAAGAUGACAAGUGUUGUCUGUGGGAAGGUGGGCUGCUGUUAUGGGUUUAUAUACAGUACGCACAUGCCAGGAAACUAGGGGCUAAACAAAAACAGUGAGGUUCCCAUUGAAAAACUGCAUAAAGUGGGAUUAAAGAGACUCCAUUUCAUAAUACAUAAUUCACUUUUUUGUGUUUAAACACAUGCACAUGUAGCUGUUUUGUGUCAUGUGGGACUAUAAAAAAAACAUUCUUUUAACAUGCAGUUUUUAUGUUUAUUGAGUUUUUCGUGAUUAAUGCAAUUUAAUAUUAUUAAAAACCAACAUGUCACGAGGCGAUUUAGUGAAAGGUGAUAAAAGUGAUUAAAAAAAUAAUCUCAUCUCUAUAAAUGUAGAGCAGCAGGACAUUGUGUGGAUUACAUACAGUCUGCAAGUUUCCUGCUUGCUUUGAAAUGUCAUUGUUAUAAAAACCAUAUCGCAUUCCUUUAGGGGCAAAGACUCUCAGAAUUCAUAGGCUACCUCCAGCAGUUUAUUAAAAUCCUGCUUCUUAUUGUUAUGAAUUUAACCUAUAAUCUGGAAGCAUAUUUAGAUUAUGUAUUUUCACUAUUAAAACCCAUUUAUUGUUUUGUUGAACAUUUUAACUAGAUGGCCAAAUGUACACACAGAUAUAUCCUGAAUGUUUAUGUAUCUUUGUAUCUUAUGUAUCUUUCAUCUUUUUAUCGAGCAGACUCUUUACAGAUUUACCAGUUAGAUAAUCCUUAAACCUGACUGGUCAGAUUUAUGCAUGCAUGCAUUUGCUUACAUGCGUUUAAAAUGGACUGCAUUAAUCAACUUUAUAAAACCGCUUAACCUCGCCUUUGGUAUAUAUCUGUAUCCAAAUGCACUAGUUUUCUGUCAUGUAUGUUCUCUCUCUCUCUCUCUCUCUCUCUCUCUCUCUCUCUCUCUCUCCUUUCUAAUAUCAUUUAUGUAUAUAGCAGAUAUACUGUAUGUGUAUAUCCUAUUUUUACUCAUUAUUAACAAUAUGUCCUGGCAUGUCUUUAAUGCCUUUAAGCCAAAAUGUACAAGCUUAACUUGAGACAAGCAUGUAUUUAAUUAUUUUUAAAUAAAGUAAUGAUUUUUAACUAAUCAAAGUAUUCUUAAAGAUGUCUUUGAGAUGGAUUUACUACAAUGUUAGUCGAUUGCAUUUCUAGGCUUGCCAGUUUAAAACAAAUUAAUCAAAAGACAAGUAUUAUUAUUAUUAGCAUAUAAUGGUGAGACCAUGUUCAUAUGGUUACAAUAUGUUUAUUAUUGUUUUAAACGGCUCUGGUUUGAUGUGUGCAAAAGAAGGGAGAUUGGAUUAAUUUUCUUUCUUCCGCAUGCAUUAACCAUUCCAGCCAAUCAGCUUUCAGUAUCACAUUGCGUUGUCACCUGUGUUAAGAGCACAAUGUUACACUGACUAUUUCAUCAGGGAUAUAUUAUCUGUGUAGCUACAUGAACAUAUAUAAGGAAUAUAUAUAAACAAGUUUUUAUAAAUCUUGUAAAUUUCCUCUUGUACCUGCUUUUACAUUUAGUCGAAAAAAAGUGCAUACUGUGGCACAUUGUAUCUUUGGCACCACUUUGAUGUACUUCAAAUGUAGGGCAGACAUUAAACACACACACAUAUUUUCAUCAAAAUGUCAUCAAAAUCCAGUGCAUUAAACUCUACUCUAAAUGGAAA